AUGACCGUGACUCGUUCCCAAACGGGAAAAACCCCCAAGAAAAUGGAGCGUCCUGGCUUCAUCGAGACCCCCGGUCGCCGAGUUACCCGCAGCAGCGUUGCGCCAUCCGACGACACUUCCGAUUCAGCAGCAGAUGCUUCAGGACAAGGCAAGUCAUCGUCUCGAAAGCGCUCGUCUCCCAAGGUUAAGAUCGAGCAAACCUCGGAGGAGGAGACAAACACGCCCGCGACCAAUGGACACGCCGCUAUUUCGAACGGCAAGAAGCCACGCAUCAUUGAUGGCUGGGAGGAGGGCAAGGACCCCAAGGUCGAUCACAGCGGACAUUUCGAGUUUGGCGGGUCUUUGGGUGUAUUGUGUAUGAUGAUCGGAUUUCCGAUGCUGAUGGAAUACAUGUGGCUCGGUGCCACCUAUUACGAUGGCAAACCGCCGCUUCCUGAGCCGGGCCAGAGCAUCCCUGAGUUCUUCGCGCAUCUUGGUGACUUGCUCUAUGCGGGUGCUUUCCCGUCUUUGAAAGCAUGGACGAUAUAUUGGGUCUUUUUCAUCUUUGAGGGAGCUUGCUACGUGCUUCUCCCUGGUAUCACCGUCAUGGGUCGUCCUCUGCCGCACCUCGGAGGAAAGCAGCUCCCUUAUUACUGUUCCGCUGUCUGGUCCUUCUACACGACAAUCGCCUUGGCUUUAUUGCUCCACUUCACCGGCAUUUUCAAGCUUUACACGAUCAUCGAUGAAUUCGGACCUCUCAUGAACGUGGCCAUUCUCUCUGGUUUCAUUGUUUCCUUCGUCGCGUACUUUUCAGCGUUGGCUCGAGGCGCAGAGCACCGUAUGACUGGGUAUCCCAUUUAUGAUUUCUUCAUGGGUGCCGAGCUUAACCCUAGAAUGUUUGGUAUUCUGGACUUCAAGAUGUUCUUCGAAGUCCGCCUGCCAUGGUAUAUCCUUCUGUUCGUCACUAUGGGUGCAGCUGCCAGACAAUAUGAAACCUACGGAUAUGUAUCUGGGGAGGUCGGCUUUCUUCUCAUGGCUCAUUUCCUUUACGCCAACGCCUGCUCAAAGGGCGAGGAGUGUAUCGUUUCUACAUGGGAUAUGUACUAUGAGAAAUGGGGUUUCAUGCUAAUCUUCUGGAACCUUGCCGGAGUGCCUCUGAGCUAUUGCCACUGUACCAUCUACCUUGCCAACCACGAUCCCGCUACCUAUCGCUGGAACCGGCCUUUCCUGAUUUUCCUCUACGUCGCGUACCUCUUUGUGUACUGGGUCUGGGACACGACCAACAGCCAGAAGAACCGCUACCGCCAGCAGGAGCGUGGUACUUUGGUGUUUCGCAAGACUUUCCCUCAACUCCCUUGGCAAACACUGAAGAACCCCAAGACCAUCACAGCUGAGGACGGUUCGAAGAUCCUUGUUGAUGGGUGGUACGGGAAGGCGCGCAAGAUCCACUACACCUGCGACCUGUAUUUCGCAUUGAACUGGGGCUUGAUUACCGGCUUCAACAGCCCGUUCCCAUGGUUCUAUCCCGUCUUCUUUGCAUGUAUGAUCAGCCACCGCGCACUGCGCGAUAUUCAACGCUGUCGGAACAAGUAUGGCGAGGCGUGGAGAGAGUAUGAGAGACAGGUUCCCUACCUGUUCAUUCCUGUAAAAUCCUACCACGAUGUGCCUACCACGGCGGAUGGCAGUGGGACCAUGCGUAUUUACGUCUAUCAUCCCACCAUUCCAGGAUAUCCCAAAGCACGGUUCCCGGGCGUGGUUGUAUUCAGUGAGAUCUAUCAAGUUACCGGCCCCGUGGCGCGCUUCGCCCGUCAAAUCGCCGGUCAGGGCUAUAUCUGCGCCGCCCCCUCUAGCUACCACGAAUUCACCGGUCCGGAAGCCCUUGAGUAUAAUGCCGACGAUACCGACAAAGGCAAUGAGUGGAAGAUCAGCAAGAAAAUCGCUGCCUACGACGAAGACGCCUCUCUCUGUGUGGACUACCUCCUGUCACUGCCCACCUGCAAUGGACGUGUGGGCGCAACGGGUAUGUGCCUGGGUGGCCAUCUGGCGUAUCGGUGUGCGCUGGAUAGCCGGGUGAAAGCGGCAGUGUGCUAUUUUGCAACCGACAUCCAUAGCCACACGCUUGGGAAGGGAAAGAAUGAUGACAGUAUGGCUCGCGCCGGAGAUAUCAAGGGAGAGUUGACUAUGAUUUUCGGUAAAAACGACAAUCAUGUCCCUCCGGAGGGAAGGGAUCUGAUCCGCAAGACACUUCAUGAGAAGGGGGUCUUGUUUAGCUUUUAUGAGGUGGCCUGGGCGCAGCAUGCUUUCAUCCGGGACGAGCUCAGCAAGGGACGUUAUGACCCUGCUAUUUCCAAGGUGUGCUUUGAUAUGUUGCUCGAGUUGUUUGGACGGACUCUCAAGCUGGAUUUGGGGGAGCAUGAUGGGAAGGAGUUGGAAAUUGAGGAUGUUUGCUAG
Messenger RNA from Aspergillus aculeatinus CBS 121060, 2430 nucleotides. RefSeq names its product c-24(28) sterol reductase (gene erg4). The record is from RefSeq and is a predicted model, not a curated record. The transcript has 10 exons. NCBI's taxonomy places the organism in Eukaryota, Fungi, Ascomycota, Eurotiomycetes, Eurotiales, Aspergillaceae. Gene Ontology annotation, molecular function: oxidoreductase activity, acting on the CH-CH group of donors, NAD or NADP as acceptor; hydrolase activity. Gene Ontology annotation, biological process: sterol biosynthetic process. Gene Ontology annotation, cellular component: membrane. The coding region runs from base 1 to 2430 and encodes 809 amino acids.